Eufriesea mexicana is the source of this 2476-nucleotide messenger RNA. It is a transcript of the gene Noc3, whose product is annotated as Nucleolar complex protein 3. Gene Ontology annotation, biological process: DNA replication initiation. Lineage: Eukaryota; Metazoa; Arthropoda; Insecta; Hymenoptera; Apidae. Gene Ontology annotation, molecular function: chromatin binding. Gene Ontology annotation, cellular component: nucleolus. The record is from RefSeq and is a predicted model, not a curated record. The transcript has 10 exons. The coding region runs from base 125 to 2476 and encodes 783 amino acids.
UACGAAAGCACGUGUCAACAAUAUAAAAAUAUUUUGUAUUCUAAGGAAUAAUACUUUAAUUAUGAAAAGUAACAAUUUUCUAUAUAUUUGAUGAAUAUUUUAACUUAAAACAAAAUUACGAAAAAUGGCAAAAAAAUUAAAAAUCAGUGCAAUUAAAAGAAGUAAUCAAAGAAGGACCAAACUUACACGGCAAGGAAAACUUAAAACAAGAAGACAUAAACCAGUUAAAAAACAAAUUCAGAAGACAGUAGUUCCACAUGUAGAAUCUGUGGAAGAAGAAAGUGACCAUGGUGAAGAUCUUAUGGAUAUGGUCGAAGAAGAUGAUCUAGAAUUUCUAAGAGAAGCUAUUUCUAAUAAAUCUUAUAAUUUAUUGAAUCAAAUACAUUUAAAUGGGACAGUUAAUAAUAAAAAGAAUAAUAGAAAUAAGGAGAAGAAAGAUGAAGACACAUUAGAAGAAAAAUAUGAAAAUAGUAUGUCAAAGAUAAAAGAAAAAGAAGGUGUAAAGAAGGUUCGUAUGUUGCUUCCAACAAAAACUCAAAAUGGAGUUAUAGAGAAAAGAUUGAUUGAAGAAAUUAAAGAUGAUGAAAAUGAGUCUGAUGAUAAACAUGAUACUGAAGAUGGUGAUAUGGAAAUAGAAUCAAAUAUAUAUAAUGAAGAUGAUGAUAAAACCAAAAAGCCUGUAUCUAUAAUAGAACUAUUAGCAUGUCGCAAGGAAGUAUUGAGAUCUAAACGUUUAAAAAUUGGAUUAUUAUCUAGCACUCUUUUAGAAACUCCAGAAACUAAAUGUGAAAAUUUUAAAACACUGUUAGAAUUAAUGGAAGAUACUAAUCCAGAGGUAUACAUUACUGUGAGAAAAUUAGCAACCGUUUCUUUAUUAGAAGUUUUUAAAGAUUUGUUACCAUCUUAUCAAAUUCUUCAAAUUCAACAAGAAGGUCUAAAAUUAAAGAAAGAAACACUUGCAUUACAAAAUUAUGAAGCUACAUUAUUAAGAUAUUAUAGACGUUAUCUACAGAAGCUAGAAAAAAUGACUAAUAUACUAAGGAAGAAGAAGGGAGAUAUUCGACAAAUAAAAAAACAAGAACUUGAAUUAGGGAAAGUUGCAAUAACAUGCAUGUGUGAUCUUUUAACCAUUCAUCUCUACUUUAAUUAUUCUAUUAAUAUAGCAAAUUUUCUUAUACCAUUCUUAGAUAACAAAUAUGAAUUUGUAAGACAAGAGGUCUUAAAAUGUAUUUCUCAAGUAUUUAAAGAAGACAAACGUGCAGAAUUAUCUCUUAAAAUAGUACGUAAAUUAAAUCAGUAUAUAAAAUUAAAAGCUCAUUCUGUUCAUUAUGAGGUUUUGUUGGUACUUCUAUCCCUUCGUAUAAAAGAUGCAAAUUUAGAUAAAGAAAAAGAAGAAGAGACUAAACAAAAAAAGCUUAUGUCUCAUAAACAAAGAAUUCUUGCUUUAAGUAAACGGGAAAGGAAGAAAAAUAAAAAGCUGGAACAAGUAGAAAAAGAAUUACUUGAAACUAAAGCAGAAGAGAAUAAACAAUCAAAACAAAAGUUACUUACUGAAAUAACAAAUAUAGUAUUUACGAUUUAUUUUAGAAUUUUGAAACAAGCUCCAAAUAGUAAAAUUUUAUCCAUUUGUUUAGAAGGACUAGCAAAAUUUGCACAUUGCAUAAACUUAGAUUUUUAUCAAGAUUUAGUAACUGUUAUAAAUAAAUUAAUGGACGAAGGUAAUUUAAGUUUAAGAGAUCAAUUACAUUGUAUACAAUGUGUAUUUACAAUAUUAUCAGGACAAGGUUCAGCAUUGAAUCUUGAUCCUUACAGGUUUUAUGCACAUUUAUAUAAGAAUUUAUUAAAUAUUCAUUGUGGUAGAACUCAUUUAGAAACAGAAAUUCUUAUAAAGAUAUUAGUCCAAGCACUAAUUUAUAGAAGAAAGAGAAUUACACAAAAUCGUUUGAUUGCAUUUAUCAAAAGAAUAGCUACUCUAACUUUACAAUUACAACAUAAUUCGGCACUUGGUAUUCUUGGUCUUAUAAGGCAAACUAUGCAACUUGGUAAAACAGCAAAUAUUUUGUUGGAUACUGAUUGUACCACCGGAAAUGGUUCCUACCAAGCAGAAUUAGAAGAACCAGAGUAUUGUAAUGCACAGUGUUCAGCAUUAUGGGAACUUGCAGCUUUACAACGCCAUUAUCACAGUAUUGUACAAAAGAUGGCAAAAAAUAUAGCUUGGGAUGUACCACCAACGGGUGAAGGCAGUUUAUCUCCAGAAAUUGCUAAACUUUCUCCAGAAGAACUUCAUACUGUCUUUGAUCCUACUGAUGUUGUAUUUAAACCAGCAGUGUCAGUUCCUAAAAAGACAAGUGUUAAAAGAACAAUAACAACUCAUUAUUUUAUAAAUAGUGACUUCAAGAAAUAUAUUAAUACUAUAAAUAAUACUGAGUUAUUUGCAAACGGAUAUAUAGAUUUUUAUAAAGCUUGUAACAAAUAA